GAUAUCACCUCUCGGUCUGACCCAAGUGGUUUCGGAUAGCAUUCUGCGCCCCAAGUGCCACGCCAUUUUCCUAGACUCGUCGCUCAACUCAAAGCGAACCGUGCUCAUCAACAUCUACCAGAAUUUCCUCUUGGCUGCCCUCAAGGUGGACUCGUAUCUCAAGCACUUGCGGCGAAGCAACAUGGGCAUGGUCGAUGGGCCUCAGUCGAGCCUCUUUCUCACGGAUGCCAUCCGCGAGGCACUCCAUUUCUACUUUGCGCUGAUGCGUAGUCGCACGCAAACCCCUGCGGCCUUGAAGGCGGGAUGUGUAUUUGAUGUUACCCAUGCGCAGGUGACGUGGUUGGGAUGGCAUGCAUUCUUUGGAGUGUUCUCGCGCAAGCAAGCCUGCAACUCUGCACUGGUCCAGGCGCUGCGCCACGAGCUCGACAACCCCGAGUUUCAGCCGAUUCAGCGGGCGCUCCACUCGAUUGUCGAUAUGCGCUGGCAUCGAUUCACGGAGAACAUUCCCAACUGACGGUGGGGCACCGAGGCGCCCUGCCCGCUCUCGCCGGACGACACCUUGACCUGUCGGCCAAUUCAUUCCUGUCUCUCAGCCGCACUUGUUGAGCCAAUAUAUGUAUAGCGUUUCUGAGAGUGUCCAUCGCACA
This is a messenger RNA of Polychytrium aggregatum, 647 nucleotides long. RefSeq lists its product as uncharacterized. Bases 182 to 514 code for a protein of 110 amino acids. The transcript has 3 exons. The record is from RefSeq and is a predicted model, not a curated record. NCBI's taxonomy places the organism in Eukaryota, Fungi, Chytridiomycota, Chytridiomycetes, Polychytriales.